Molecule: messenger RNA, 984 nt
Organism: Mercenaria mercenaria
Lineage: Eukaryota; Metazoa; Mollusca; Bivalvia; Venerida; Veneridae
Product: E3 ubiquitin-protein ligase TRIM33-like
Exons: 1
Coding region: 1-984 (327 amino acids)
Biological process (GO): positive regulation of DNA-templated transcription
Cellular component (GO): nucleoplasm; chromatin
Molecular function (GO): ubiquitin-protein transferase activity
Source: RefSeq, a predicted model, not a curated record
AUGGAAGUCUCUGGCAAGAAAGCUAGUAAAGUCAAAAACGUAGUUAAUGCGGUAACGGAUAAGUUUUGUGAACCAUGUCGCGAUACACAUGUCACGACAAGUGCGAAUGGCAUAUGUCGAGAGUGUAAGGAAUAUAUGUGCAACACGUGCUUCCAACAUCAUCUUAAAGCGAGGCAAUGUAGAAAUCACGUUUUGGUUAAUGCGGGACAUUUGUCAGCGUCGUCUGACAGAGAUGAGGAUUUUGAGAAAUGCAGACAGCAGGGAAAAGAAGCGAUUAAAUAUUACUGCCGUAAGCAUGAUGUUGUAGGGUGUGGUGACUGUAUGAUAAGCGGACACGGUGCUUGUAAGCCUGAAUUUAUAAAGGACUUAUCGGAAGAUUUUAAAGAAAACGAUGAAUUCAUAAAUCUGGUCAGAAAACUUAAGAAAAUGACUUCUGCAAUCAAAGAUAGUGAGAAGAAAAUUCAAGAUCAUAAGAGAGAAGUAAAAUCGAUGCAUGAAUUCGCAAUUAAAGAACUUAGAGAAUUUAGAACAGACAUUAAUGAGUACUUGGACAAGGCUGAAGAUGAGCUAAAUCGUUUAAAGUUUAAAAAUGAAAGCCUGCUGACCAAGCUAGAGAAAGAUUGCAAACUUCUUUCAACAAAAUUAGCAGAAGUUAAAAAGGAAACAAACGCAGAAAUCUACCGCGGAAUGUCUCUGUUUAUUCACUUAGUUGAGUGCAAGCCAAAAGUUCGCGACACUGAAAAUGCAAUAGCCCAGCUACAAGUAGAAAGCAAUAUUGAGAAAAUCACAUUUGUACCUGACAUGCGGCUGCUCAGUACAUUCGCUUCUAAAAUAAGCGUAAAUACAACUGGUUUCGAGGUUCCGGCUUUUGUUGACACUGAACAAGGUUCUCAGAAGAGGAGUGAUUCUAUGGCAGACCAGAAAAGCAAAAAUGACAGGGUCACUGGAAAGAAAAAAGGUAUUAUAAAACAACGCAUUCUUUAA